Molecule: messenger RNA, 756 nt
Organism: Loa loa (African eye worm)
Lineage: Eukaryota; Metazoa; Nematoda; Chromadorea; Rhabditida; Onchocercidae
Product: lipoyl(octanoyl) transferase
Exons: 5
Coding region: 1-756 (251 amino acids)
Biological process (GO): protein lipoylation
Cellular component (GO): mitochondrion
Molecular function (GO): lipoyl(octanoyl) transferase activity
Source: RefSeq, a predicted model, not a curated record
AUGCGGCUUGAUGCAUUGUCAUUGCGAAGUGCAGCUGAUGCGAUGUGGUUAGGUCGAGUUACCUAUGCUGAUGGAUUAAGGCAGCAACACUAUUAUGUUGAAAAACUGCUUGCUUCACGAAAACUGGAAUCUGAUUCGAUGAAGAAGAACUAUUUAUUGUUGUUGGAGCACACACCUGUUUACACUGUUGGCAUAAGGCACUUCCAAUAUGAUGAAAAUGAAGAAAACCGGUUGAAGAAACUGGGUGCUGACUUUUACCGGACAGAACGAGGUGGACUCAUCACAUUUCAUGGUCCUGGCCAGCUUGUCGUCUAUCCUAUUGUUGAUCUUCAUUCAUUGCAUGUGAAAGGUCCUGACCAGAACUCCACUGUUGUUGGUGUUCGCCGCUAUGUAUAUCUUGUUGAAGAGGCAAUCAUCAAAACUGUUCGUGCUUUCGGCUUGCCCGGUGCCGACAGAUCAUCCAAUACAGGAGUUUGGUUAGCAAAUGGUAUGAAGAAAGUAGCAGCAGUUGGUAUAAAUGUUCGCGAUGGCAUCGUUAGUCAUGGCUUAGCUCUUAACUGUAAUACGGAUUUGGAUUGGUUCCAUCAGAUUGUACCUUGCGGUUUAGUUGGAAAAAAAGUCACUUCUCUGACGCAAGAGCUGGGAAGAAAUGUUUCAGUAAACGAAGUUUUCCCGAUUUUUUGCAAGAAGUUUGCCGAAGUGUUCCAUUUUGAUGUCAAAAUUUGCAGUCCGGAGAAAUUUUAUGAAAAAGAUUAA